This is a messenger RNA of Thamnophis sirtalis, 1217 nucleotides long. The record is from RefSeq and is a predicted model, not a curated record. Lineage: Eukaryota; Metazoa; Chordata; Lepidosauria; Squamata; Natricidae.
UGUUUAUCAUUGCCAGUGAAGAGGAGGAUCAUUAGAGGUUUGAAGCCAUGGCCGAUCCUGCAGGAGAAGAACCUGCCUCCAAAUCUGGAGAACUUUGCCACGAAUGUGGACAAAUUCACUUGCUGCCCGACAACCAUCUUUAUAACUUUCAAGACGACGUAGAUGAUGACUUGACUUGUCACAUUUGCCUCCAGCCUUUGCUGCAGCCCAUGGACACCCCUUGUGGACACACGUAUUGUUUCAGAUGCCUUGAAAACUUCAUGCAGGAGUACAGCUUCUGUCCCAUGGAUCGGAAGAAGCUCUCCUUCCAGAACUGCCGGAAGUCCAGCUUGUUGGUGCGGAAUCUGCUGGAUAAGCUCCUUGUCCUUUGUCCCUUCCAAGAAGACUGUGCACUGACGAUGCAGCGAUGUGAACUUGAAGCUCACUUGCAGAACAGGUGUCCUGGCUUCAAGAAGUACACCGAGCGCCUGGAAAGGAAGAGGAAUCCUCGGUCCAGGAUGAAAGGAGAUUCUCUUUCCAGGCUGGAAGCAAAGGCUGUAAAAGACCCUGAAGUAUCAAACGGAGGGUCCUCUUCAGUGACUGGAGGCUCAGGAGCUGCCGUUGUGUUGCCAGAGGUCCCAGAUCCUGGACUGGUUAACCCAGCCUUUGAUGGGAGUGAAGAAGAAUUCCCUCAGAGAGCGAGUCUUCUGGCAGAGACAAACACCGUUGAGAUCCACCGAGACGACCCCGAGGAAGAGCUUGGCAUGCGCAUAGUUGGGGGCAAAGACACUCCUCUCGGGAACAUCGUGGUGCAGGAGAUAUUUCAGGAUUCUGUGGUGGCUGCCGAUGGAAAACUCGCGCCUGGAGACCACAUCCUAGAGGUGAAUGGUGUGAACGUCAGCAGCGUGACCCACUGCCAAGCCAUCUCACUCUUGCGUCAACCCUGUGACCAGCUCCAUUUCCUUGUGCUCCAAGAAAAGGGCUUCAGCAACCGGACGGCUCCCCCAGUUGUGAACCAGGAAGUGGUCCAUGUUAUCCUGGUCAAAAGGGACCAAUGCGAACCCCUCGGCAUUAAACUGAUCAGGAAAACAGACGAGCCCGGGAUCUUCAUUCUGGACCUGUUAGAUGGAGGGCUGGCAGCCAAGAAUGGGAAGCUGCGCCAGGACGAUAAAGUCCUUUCUAUAAACGGCCAGGAUCUGCGCCAAGGGACGCCUGAAGUGGCUGCGCAGAUAAUCCAG